Molecule: messenger RNA, 378 nt
Organism: Trichophyton rubrum CBS 118892
Lineage: Eukaryota; Fungi; Ascomycota; Eurotiomycetes; Onygenales; Arthrodermataceae
Exons: 1
Coding region: 1-378 (125 amino acids)
Source: RefSeq, a predicted model, not a curated record
AUGAGAGUAAUUCAAUUAGUCCAUCGCCAGCCGAGAUGUGAAGGAACAAUGAAUCCACCAAUAAUAGGUCCAGCAAUGGGUCCCAAGAAGGUGGCUGCGCAGAAACCAGCGGCUGCAAUACCGCGGUCAACAGGCUCCCAGAGAUCUACCAAGGCACCGCCGACGACUGCAAGAGUCACAGAGCCAAAGGCACCGAUCAAGAAUCGGCAGAUGAGGAUAGUUGCAAGGUUUUGUGCUACUGCGACGGGAAUCUGGAAUAUGGCGGAAAUGGUGAAGCAGACGAGCAUAGGAAGUCGUCGACCAUACACUUCGGAAAGGGGUCCCCAAAUAAUUGGCCCAAGAGCGAACCCCUUCAGUAUACCAUUAGUAUGGGUUUAA